CUAGUAAAGUCUCGGUUUACUACCAGGUGCAUAAUAUCAAACCCGACUCGAUAUAACAAUACCUACCCCUACCCCGCGCCGCAGGCCAACAUCGCGAGUCUCUGUGCGCAACCAUGGAAGUCGAUUCCGAGAAGAACGCGGUCCCCGCGGGCCACGACGUCGAACAUGUCGUGUUGGAGGACAAGCUGCGACGGUCGCUAUCGGCGCGCCAGGUGCAGAUGAUAGCCAUCGGCGGCACCAUCGGCACCGGCCUGUUCCUUGGCACCGGCCGGGCCUUGGCGACCGGCGGCCCCGCGUCGCUGCUGAUCUGCUACGCCAUCGUCGGAGCCGUCGUGUUCGUCAUGAUGCUGUGCCUCGGCGAGAUGGCCGCAUUCGUUCCAGUGGCCGGAUCGUUUUGCAGCUUCUCGGGCCGCUACGUGGACGACGCCUGGGGCUUUGCGCUCACCUGGAACUACUGGUUCAACGACGCCGUCUCGACGGCGGCCGACCUGGUGGCGCUGCAGCUGCUGCUCCAGUACUGGACCGACAACUUCCCGUGGUACGCGCUCGGCCUCGUCGUUUGGUUCCUGCUCGUGGUGGCCAACAUUGUCAACGUGCGCGUCUACGGCGAGGUCGAGUACUGGCUGUGCCUGCUCAAGGUGGUCACCAUCGUCAUCUUCAUCGUGCUCAGCAUCGUGGUCAAUUGCGGCGGCAACACAACGGGCGAGUACAUCGGCGCGCGCAAUUGGUACCUGCCGGGAGCGCCCUUCGUCGGAGGCAUCGGCGGCUUCGCGAGCGUCUUCGUCACCGCGUCCUUCGCCUACGGCGGCACCGAGUCCAUCGCCAUCACCGCCGGCGAGACCAAGGACCCGGCGCGCCAGCUGCCGCGCGUCGUCAAGAACGUCUUCUGGCGUAUCCUCUUCUUCUACAUCCUCUCGUCCCUGCUCAUCGGCCUCAAUGUGCCGUACACGUACGAGGGGCUGGCGCAGAAGCAGACGCUCACGUCACCCUUCACCAUAGCCUUCAGCAUGGCCGGGUCCAAGGUGGCCGGCUCCUUCGUCAACGCCGUCAUCCUGACGAGCGUGGUAUCGGCGGGAAACCACGCGCUAUUCGCGGGUUCGCGGCUGCUGUACACGCUGUCGGUCAACGGGCACGCGCCGCGCGUGUUUGGGCGCCUGACGCGGUUCCAGGUGCCGUGGGUGGCGGUGCUGUUCACGUCGCUGGUGUCGGGGCUGUUGUUCGGGGCGUCGUUCGUCGGCGCGGGCGAGCUGUGGACCUGGCUGCAGAACAUCGUCGGCGUGUCGAACCAGCUGUCGUGGAUCAGCAUCGGCGUGGCGUCGCUGCGGUUCCGCGCCGGCGUCCGCGCCCAGGGCAAGGAGCACCUGCUGCCCUUCCGCAACUGGACGUACCCGGUGGGGCCGGCGCUGGCUGUGGCGCUCAACACCUUCAUCGUGCUGGUGCAGGGCUGGUCCUGCUUCAGCCCGCGCUUCCGCGCCGUCGACUUCGUCAGCUUCUACAUCGAGCUGCCCGCCUUCGCGCUGAUGUUCGUCGGGUGGAAGCUCGUCAAGCGCACGCGGUUCCGGCGCGCGGGGGAGAUGGACCUCGUCGCCGACGUGUACACGAAGGAGGAGGUCCAGCCGGAGGUAGGGGGGUGGGCGGCGAGGGCAAAGCGGAUGGCGGGUUGGUUGUGCUUCUAGGGCUGGCUUGGCUUGGGGGAUCGGUAUCCUCUCGCCUGU
Messenger RNA from Durotheca rogersii, 1715 nucleotides. Its product is annotated as tryptophan permease. Gene Ontology annotation, cellular component: membrane. The transcript has 2 exons. Gene Ontology annotation, biological process: amino acid transmembrane transport. The record is from RefSeq and is a predicted model, not a curated record. Gene Ontology annotation, molecular function: amino acid transmembrane transporter activity. Bases 114 to 1676 code for a protein of 520 amino acids. Lineage: Eukaryota; Fungi; Ascomycota; Sordariomycetes; Xylariales; Xylariaceae.